AUACGCUGAGAAGGUCGUCUGAAGGCGACCAGAGUUAGUUGCGUUAGGAAACGAGCGAUUGUGCGACACACCGCAAUGGGACGGCUUAAGGGAAUUCCCACCAUUAUAUCUCCUGAACUACUACACGUUCUAGCCUGCAUGGGCCACGGAGAUGAAAUAGUGUUCGCAGACGCCAAUUUUCCCACCAGCAAUAUCUGCCGGCAGGGGCCCCGAGAGGUAAGAGCCGACGGCCACGAGAUCCCGCAGCUUCUGGCAGCCGUCCUCCAGCUGAUGCCUCUGGACCGCCAUGUGCCCUACAGGGCUGUCGUUAUGGCUGUGCUUGAAGAUGAUGUGAAGAAAGGAUUCCCCGCUACCAUGCCCGUCUGGAAAAAGUACUGUGAGGAGAUAAAGAAGGCUGGCGAUGAACCGCUGCUCUAUGAAGAAGAACGCUUCCAGUUCUACGAGAGAGCCAAAAAGGCGUACGCAGUAGUGCACACAGGGGAGACUUCUCUGUAUGGAAAUAUUAUUCUGAAGAUGGGCGUAAUUCCAUAGUGAUCCGGACGUCGUGAAGAAUAUUGGGUACAAUUUUUCAUCAAAGCAUACGUUUUUGAAAGCUGUGUGAAAUUUUUCCUUAUUACAUAUCUGCAUAUGUAAUUCACUGUUCUAUAAAUAAAGACAGUAAUGACUUUUCUGUAUGCAAAAAUAAACACAAAAAUGAAGAAAAAUAAAACGAGAAUCUGAAGAUACA
Messenger RNA from Schistocerca gregaria, 727 nucleotides. RefSeq names its product fucose mutarotase-like. Lineage: Eukaryota; Metazoa; Arthropoda; Insecta; Orthoptera; Acrididae. Gene Ontology annotation, biological process: fucose metabolic process. The record is from RefSeq and is a predicted model, not a curated record. The coding region runs from base 76 to 531 and encodes 151 amino acids. The transcript has 4 exons. Gene Ontology annotation, molecular function: fucose binding; racemase and epimerase activity, acting on carbohydrates and derivatives.